AUGCCAAUACUCAACAUUUUGUCAUCCAAAGCUCCUUCUCAUGUGGAUCCACCCACUGUAAAGGCGAUAUCGACAGAGGAAAUAGAAGUACAGUGGUCAGCGCCCUCUCAGUCCAACGGAAUUCUCAAGCCAUACCUUGUGAUCUGUUCCGAUACUGCUACCUACAGUGACACUCACAGCGCUACAACUAAGGACAACAAGACGACAUCAGUUAUCGUUGAGCAACUGCGGCCAGGUAGGGAAUAUCGGUGCUGUGUGGUUGCCAGUACGUAUCCAGCAGACAGACAGGAUGCGGAAGAUUGUGAGAGAAGGUCAGCGUUAUCGAAUCGCAUUCGGACCAUGGCCUUGGCUCCCUCCCGCAUACCACGUCCCAAAGGCAGGGCCAUCUCAUCGACGGAAAUUCAACUGACUUGGUCUAAGCCCAAGCACCCCAAUGGCAUCCUCAAACCAUACCAAGUUACUUGUUUGGAUGUCACACACUGCAGUGCUCCAUCAAGGGCCACUACCAGAGACAGCGAGACAACCUCGGUCAUAUUCGGCAAUCUGAUCCCGAACACAAAAUACCAGUGUCUCAUAGUGGCGAGCACGAUUCCAGCAAUUGGACAGGAUCCGUUGGUGUGUGAAAGGCGUUCUGAGCUAUCGGCCCCAAUUCAAACCAUGCCAUCAACGCCCUCCCCUGUACAGCGUCUACGGGGAAAAGCUAUCUCGUCGACGGAAAUUGAGGUGAAGUGGUCUAAGCCCAAACACCCCAAUGGCAUCCUCAAACCCUACCAAGUUGCCUGCUUCGAUACUUCACACGGCAGCACUCCAUUAAUGACUACCACUACAAACAACGAAACCACCUUUGUAAUAGUCGGAAAUCUGAUCCCGAAUAGGGAAUAUCGGUGCAGCGUGGUGGCCAGCACGAUUCCAGCCGUUGGACAGGAUCCAUUGGAGUGUGAAAGUCGCUCUGAAAUGUCGCCACCUAUUCGGACCAAGCUGCAACGUAAGUUGAGCAGUGGUGUUACUGUAGCUAACCUCUUAUGCACCUAG
Hydatigera taeniaeformis is the source of this 1032-nucleotide messenger RNA. The record is from the annotation of a GenBank genome assembly. NCBI's taxonomy places the organism in Eukaryota, Metazoa, Platyhelminthes, Cestoda, Cyclophyllidea, Taeniidae.